AUGGACGUGAUGUGGGAUUUCCAGAUUCCUGCAGAUCCGCCGCGCCUGGACAUGAAUUCGGCGGAACAGACGGUUACGUGGCUGAUCACGCUCGGGGUGCUCGAAUCGCCGAAGAAGACCAUCUCGGAUCCCGAAGCCUUUCUGCAGAGCUCGCUGAGAGAUGGGGUGGUCUUGUGUAGGCUGCUGGAGCGGCUCAGCCCGGGUUCCACGGAGAAAAUUUACCAGGAACCGAAAAACGACGGCGAGUGCCUGAGCAACAUAAAGGAGUUUCUGAAGGGCUGCACAUCGUUCCGCGUCGAGCCGUUCGAGGCCAGUGACCUGCUGCUGGGCCUGAACUUCUCAAAGGUUCUCAGCAGUCUGGUUACGCUCAAUAAAGUGACGGCAGAUAUUGGCGUGGGCAGUGAUUCAGUGUGCGCCCGACACUCAUCCGCCCAUCGCAUCAAGUCGUUUGAGUCACUGUCCUCGCAGCCUUCGCUGAGCCGAUCCUCCAAGCUGCUGCAGAACCAAUUUCGCAGUCUGGACAUGUCAGAAAACAGUGGACAGGUGCUGGUGAAGGCACGGUUCAACUUCCAGCAGACCCACGAGGAUGAGCUCACCUUCAACAAGGGCGACAUCAUCAGUGUGACCCGUCAGGUGGACGGCGGCUGGUGGGUGGGGACGCUCAAUGGCAAGACCGGCUGGUUUCCUAGCAACUAUGUGCGGGAUGUCAAAGGCUCAGACAAACAAGUGUCCCCCAAAUCUGGCACCCUCAAAAGUCCCCCUAAAGGCUUUGACACUUCUGGAAUCAGCAAAACGUACUAUAAUCUGGUGUUACAGAACAUUUUAGAUACAGAGACAGAAUAUUCCAAGGACCUCCUCGGCCUCCUGACAAACUACCUGCGACCUCUUCAAAACAUCGACAAGCUCAGCAGCUCAGAUGUGGCUCUAAUUCUGGGGAACCUCGAAGAGAUUAGCACCUUCCAACAGAUGUUGGUCCAGUCGCUGGAGGAGUGCACCAAGCUUCCAGAAAGCCAGCAAAGGGUGGGCGGCUUUUUUCUCAACCUCAUGCCACAGAUGAAGGCUCUCUAUGUUGGUUACUGUUCCAACCACCCCUCGGCAGUUAAUGUGCUUACCCAACACAGUGAAGUUUUAGGUGAUUUCAUGGAGGGGCGUGGCGCCGUCAGUCCUGGGAUCCUCAACCUGACAUCGGGCCUUAGUAAACCCUUUAUGAGACUGGACAAAUACCUCACAUUACUCAAAGAGCUAGAGAGACACGUAGAGGAGGGCCAUCCUGACCGGCCAGACAUUCAGAAGUGCAUGACAGCUUUUAAAAGUCUAUCUGCUCAGUGCCAGGAGGUCCGGAAACGAAAGGAGCUGGAGCUACAGAUUCUCACUGAGACCAUUCGGCUGUGGGAGGGCGACGACAUCAAGACCCUGGGCUCUGUGAUCUACAUGAGCCAGGUCUUGGUUCAGAGUCCUCUGCCAGAGGAGAAGAAUGAGCGUUACCUUAUGCUUUUCCCCCACGUCCUCCUCAUGUUGUCUGCUAGCCCCAGAAUGAGUGGCUUCAUAUUCCAGGGAAAACUGCCCUUGGCUGGCAUGACAGUGACCAAACUAGAAGACUGUGAAGCCCAUAUAGAUUCCUUUGAGCUCAACGGUACGAUGUUCGACCGUCUCGUGGUGAUGUGCGCGAACCAGCAGGACCUGCAGGAUUGGGUGGAACAUCUGACGAGGCAGAUCAAACACACUGCCGCCACGGCGCCGAGCCACAAACCACUCACUGUUCCCUGCCACACGCUCCCAUCCCACCCACUUACGCCAUCCCGGCACGCUGAGGGGAGGGCCAUGACAGUAGCUCCUACCUAUCACACCCUGCCUCAUCCGUCCUCCCAUGGGACAUCCCACAGCACCAUGAUGUGGGGCCCACUGGAGCCACCCAACACCCCCAAACCCUGGAGCCUGAGCUGCUUACGGCCUGCACCUCCACUACGGCCGUCUGCGGCCCUCUGCUACAAGGAGGAUCUCAGUAAAAGUCCUAAAAGUGUGAAGAAACUUCUUCCAAAGCGCAAACCCGAGAGGAAACAGUCCGAGGAGGAGUUUGCCUUGAGGAAGAGUACGGCUGCUCUUGAAGAAGACGCUCAGAUCCUGAAAGUAAUCGAGGCAUACUGCACCAGCGCCAAAACCAGGCAGACUCUUAACUCUACCUGGCAGGGCACCGACCUGAUGCACAACCACGUGCUGGCCGAUGUUGACCAGUCCAGCGUGGACUCACUGGGCCGCCGCAGCAGCGUGUCUCGGCCGGAACUGAGCUCCGACCUUUCGGAAGACUCUGACUAUGACUCCAUCUGGACCACCCACAGUUACAGGAUGGGUUCGGUACCGCGCAAGAGCUGCAUCUCCCACCAGAACUGAGGAGCGCACAGCACUGCCAGGCUGUGCCCUCGUGUGGCGUCCAGUGCGCUUACCUCUUUUACCCUCAGUGUAUUAAAGAAAUAGAAUUUCUUUUCUUAUUUAUGUAUUUAUUUUCUAUUAAAUGUGUUGAUUUUUUUGGUUAACUUAUUUGUUUAAUUUAUUUUUCAACUGUCUGAAGAUGUUUGAAGCAUUUCCCUGUUGCCUUUUCCACUUUCCCUUUUAUGUGCCUCCUAUCUUUCUGUAGUUGUCAUGCAGUAAGUGUUAGGUAAUUGUUGUUCAUUUUUCUUGAAUGUGACCGCUCCCCUUAUUUGACCAUAAAUGCGGUGGAGUGGAUAGUCGCAGGAUUUUGGCAUGGAGCAUUGGGGAUGAAGCGAUGGGGACUAAGCUUUUCCUGUCUGAUAUUCAGAUACAAUUCAGGACGGACUGUAUUCAAUUUACAGUUUGCUACUUCUCCUCGGCGUGUCUUUUUGGUCAAACAUAGCACAGACGCUACUCAAGCAGGCACAGACAAGUUCAGGCACACACACCCAGCUGUCAAAUAUCAAUACAAAUUCACAACAUUUCAUAUCAGUAUUGUUUAACGAUUUAUAUUUGUACUCAUGUUGGUAGCCCUAAGCUGGAUGAAAUUGAACAUAACCAGAAAGCUGUUAAACACUCAAAAUCAUUGCCUAUUUCAGUCAAAGCGAGCCCAUUGUUUGUCUUUUGUUGCAGCUGCAGCAGAGAUGGGUGAUAAUUAAGUCCUUUUCACUAUCUACUCAAGGAUUUCCAACUGGAAAAAAAGGCAUUAGGCCGAAUGAGUUAUAUUUGUGAUUCGUCGUUUUGAAAAACAGAAAUAUAGAUGAACAAACAACAGAAGUGGUGCAUAAACAUGUCGAUGAUUUCCUGGUAUUUGUCAAUGCAAAUGACACUCGAUAAAAUGAAUUUGCAUGAGGUCAGAAGCAGAGUCGAAGCUAAACUUUAACCCUAUCAACUGUAAUAACUGUCCCUAUUAGAUUAUCUCCGUAGCAAAAUCCUGAUAAACCUAGAGCAAUACCUCAGUGUCACGAGGUUUUAUCUAUACUAUUCUUUAAAUAUUACACUAUAGAUAUUAGCUUUUGAAUACAGAGUGAAACUGUUAAAACUGUAAUGCAAUUUGAAUGUCUUAUUUAAGUUGAUCUUAAAAUAAUUUGUGAAAUAUUUUUGCAAACAGCGCCAUCUUAUCUAGUGUUGCAUGUCCAAUGAAUUACACUGAUCUACUGUCACUGAAAAUUACCUUGAAGCCAAAGUAGGAUGGUUCAGGUAUUUUUAUUUAUAUUUGUAUCUCCUUUGGAACAGAAAUUAAUAGAGUGUCAUCCCAUAAUUCACUUCAGCUACAAAAUUAAAAUGUAUUGUUGUGUUUUAAUGAAGUUAUUGGCAGUUUUUGUUUGGAAUUUUAAAAAGAAACUUUAGUGGGAGUUCGGCAGUUAACAUAAAUAAACAGAUUAGCUAAAAGAAUCAGCUGAACCCUCUUGUAGGUUUCCAGACUUUGGCAUUGACAUUGCAAAUUUUUGCCAGCCUUAUUAUGACACUAAUAAGAUAAAUGCCUCUCUGUAACUACUGCAAUGAGAUUGUAAUAUGCUAUAAAACGCAGUUUAACAAUGUCAGUGUGAUCCGGUUAUGUUAGCAUAAUUUCCAAACACCCCAUAGAACAAACUGACACCUAUGCUAAUGCCUAUUGAGCCACAUCAGCCAUUGCUGGCGCUUUGAGGCUUUCCAUUCAUUAUUUUGCAUCAAUAGCUAUUUUUAUGAAGAAGUAUUUUUCCAGUAUUGGUGUGAAAAGUACAGGUUGACAUCCUCUUAGAGUGAGCAAAGGAAGUGACACAAGGCACAUAUCGGUCCAUGUUACAGUUUUAGCUGAUUUCUUUUUUUAACUUAUGCGUACAUAAGUUAAGUAUUUCAUUAUGUAGGUAUAACUUUUGCAUACAGUAUAUUAUUUUCUCAUUACGUGAAUCAAUGUUUACAAAGUAAUUCCUGGAAGAUUUUUUUUUUCUUUUCUAAAAAACAUUCUAUGGGUCUUUAUCAAAGUUUACAUUUAAAAUAUAAAAUGAAAUGUUUAAAUUAUUUUGCACAAUCAUGUAAUGGGCCAGUGGGAGGGGUGGGGAUUCUGUUAAACUCAGUAUUUUUACUUCUUAGCCUACCUGGAGUAUGUAUGGUAUAAUCCUAAAGGUAGAAUUAAGUAUUCAGUGUUACUGUAAAGUGAAUAUUCAUUUGUUGUGUAAAUGCCUUACCUUUGGUGUUUUGAUAAUGCUGAGGGUAAAAAAAAAACUGCGAGAGAGAAAAAUUACACUGCAAUUAUAGUGGAACAUGUCUAUGUGAACUACUCAUUCAACCUCAGAAUGCUGUCCGAGUGGACUUGAGUUAUUAAGAGCACAUAUUGUCCCUUUCUGUAUAUACUACUUGUCUUGGAACCAAAAAACAAGAAAAGUGAAGAAAAAAUAUCCAUUCCACCUUCUAUGAGUAUUGGAGCUAAGAAUAUCACUGUGCUGAUAUCAUGUGCUAUACUUUGUGACAGGUGUAUUCUGUGGUUUAUAAAGUCAAACUGUGGGACAGGGUAAAGAGACUAACUGUCUUUAACCAACCUUUGUGUGCUCUAAUGUUGCAUUCGGUUCACACAUGUGGCCAUGUCUUAUCUGCAGCCAACGCCUUCAGUGUAUUUGUUUUACACUGCUAAACUGUUCGAGUCCCAAACGCUGUAUCAUGAGUUUUGAAUAAAUCUGUCAUUUGAUAGACACUGGUGUUCUGAUGAUUUCUGCUUGCAGAACUAUUUGGGGUUGAUAUGA
Messenger RNA from Menidia menidia (Atlantic silverside), 5186 nucleotides. Lineage: Eukaryota; Metazoa; Chordata; Actinopteri; Atheriniformes; Atherinopsidae. The record is from the annotation of a GenBank genome assembly.